This is a messenger RNA of Rubroshorea leprosula, 2048 nucleotides long. Lineage: Eukaryota; Viridiplantae; Streptophyta; Magnoliopsida; Malvales; Dipterocarpaceae. The record is from the annotation of a GenBank genome assembly.
GCUGAAAAAGAAUCAGAAAAGGCCAAAGAAAUUUUGCUGUCUACAUAUGAGUUUGCAUGGAGGGGGGACUGCAGGUGGACCUUAGCGAGCUAGUUUCCAGUGUGGACGAGGACCCACUCCCAGUUGAAAUCAUUAAGAGCGAUAAACGACAACGGCGGGAACAGCCGGAGACGAUGAACGGCGAUGAGGAACCUAAGGAGGAUUUCUCCACGUUUUCCGAUCACAAUCUCGAAGACUCUAUUCAGUCGACAAUGCACACUAUCCGAAUUGUAGGGUCCAAAUUGUCGGACAAAGGCGAGAAGCUUAUAGCACGCAUCAAGUGCCUUGAGGAUGAGAAGGAGCGAAGGAGACAGAAAGUGGAUAUUGAUGGUUGGAAGAAGCCUUUAAAGUCCAUGAAUUCGAACAUUGCUGAUUCUUCUGAUGGCUCUAAAAAGGAAUAUAAACCAUCUCCAGCUUUUUCACAAUCCACACUGGGUGCUUGUUUUAUUAAGAAGAUGGAAGAAAAUCAGAAAGGUUGCAGGAUAAUCAAAUCAUUUGAUAAAAAUCCAACUUUGAAUUCUCGUGAGCACCAGAAGAAGAGAGGUAAUAUGGAAUUUUUUUGGAGUGAAGGACAGAAAGGCCAGUCAUCAUCAAAACGAAGGAACAUGCACCCCCCUCGUAAGCACUCUCUUAAUGGAUACCAACAACAUGCUUUCUCACAUAGUGAUCAAAAGGGCAGAGCUUCUUCCUUUUGUUCUCUCCACAACACUGUUGAUGACCAGCCAAGAUUUGAUGAUGAGAAGAAGAAAGCAUUUCAAGCAUUUCAAGCUACAGAGGGUUUAGGGUCUAAGACGAAGCAAACCUUUGUUGUUGUAGAUGAUGAUGAGCUGCUGCUUGGAGAGACAACACAGGAAGAAGCUAAACUUCCUGAAAUUGCAAAAGAUGCAAGGAUCUAUUAUCCAUCAAGAGAUGAUCCAGAUCCUGUUGAAAUUUGUUUUGGGGAUAUAGACAACCUCGCCCCUGAAGCCUACCUGACAUCAACAAUUAUUAAUUUUUACAUCAGAUUUUUACAGCAUCAAGCAUCUCCAACAAAUAGGGAAAUAUGUGACUGCUAUUUUUUUAACACAUUUUUUUACAAGAAGUUGACAGAGGCUGUAUCGGACAAGGGAAGCAACAAAUUUGAUUUUGGUAGGUUUAGACGGUGGUGGAGAGGUGUCAAUAUUUUCCAGAAGGCAUAUGUACUUAUUCCGAUUCAUGAAGAUCUCCAUUGGAGCUUAGUCAUUAUUUGUAUCCCCAACAAAGAAGAUGAAUCAGGACCUAUUAUGCUUCAUUUGGAUUCGCUGGGACUCCACUCUAGCAGCUUGGUAUUUUACAACAUUAGAAGCUUUUUAGAGGAGGAAUGGAACUAUUUGAAGCAAGAAGUUGCUCCUUCAGAUCUUCCAAUUGGAGACAAAGUAUGGAGCCAACUUCCAAGUAGAAUCAAUGAGAAGAAAAUUCAAGUUCCCCAACAGAAGAAUGACUCUGAUUGUGGUCUAUUUGUGCUUUACUUCAUGAAGCGCUUCAUUGAAGAGGCUCCAGAAAGAUUGAGGAAGAGAGAUUUAGUAAUGUUUGGCAAGAGCUGGUUUAUACCUGAAGAGGCCUCUGGCUUGAGAAGGAAAAUCCGGAACAUACUUAUAGAACAAUUUCAAUCUGCUGCAACAGAAUACCCGUCUUUCAGAACCUUCUAACGCUUACAAUGGUGGUCCAGCAUGACUCUGGUGCCAGACAAAGCUGAAGUCUCACCAGUGGAUUGGAUACCAUCUCGCUAUAGCUGAUAUGUUCAAUGCAAUUACCUUGCUCCUUUGCGUAAAUUUUGCCAUUGCUUUUGUACAUAUUUACAAAUGCCAUUGACACAAAAGAAAGCGGAUACAAGAUUGCACAUCAAAUGUGUAUCAACUGGCUUUUGAGAUUUAUAGAGCCUUUAGACUCGUUAGAUCAGGUGAACAGGAAGAGAGUAGAGAGGUGAUCAGAACUUGUAAACUGCCAUCCCCAUCCGAAUUGUGUUAAAGAUCCGUUUUUUGUUUUUCGUU